CUUUUUUAUCAUCUUUCGUUCUUCAUCCCUUUCUUAUAUACUCCAUUCAUUUCUCUACCUUACAAUUACUAGUUCAAUAUCAACUCGAAAUUUGGAUCUUUUUUUCAAUUUCUUUGUAACACCUCAACACCUCUCUUGGUUGUGUUUGUACCUUUACAAAGGCAACAAAGAUCAUCUCUUUCUCUCAUCCUCUCCAUGUGUGGUUGAUGACAAAUAACCUAUAUUUUCCAAUCAUAUCAUUUACUGUACAGUUUUUCUCUUUGACAGUUUUUUCCCCUCAUAUUCUUUAACCAUGAACCGAGCGCGCCGUGAAUCUCUCAACUGUCUCAAUGCAGACAAAGAGGCACUUGAAUUUUUUGCCUGCCAGGAGCAGACCCGUCCAUCACCGGAAAUCAGCUCACUUGAGAAAUUAGCUGGUGGCAGUGGUCGAUCUGGUAGGCUUCGAUCCAAGUCACUAGCCUUUGGUCUUUCAUGGGCGCAGGCCAUGAAUGGUCGUGCUGUCGAUCCCUCAGAGAUGUUUGGCAUUCUUAAUACGAAUGAGAGCAACCGACAGGGGUCAUGGGCCGCUUCACCAGGAGCAGGAACAGGAUCGGGAUCAGGCAGCGCUGGUAAUAGAAUAAGCGGUGGAAAUGACGAUGGAAGCGACGAUGCAGAUGAUGAAGAGCAGCAUAGAUUACACCACCAUGGAUCGCUGUUGAAUAGUGGCGUGGGAGGCGGAGGAGGCAGCAGUGGUAGCAGUGUUGGUGGACCUGCACUGGUCUUGGAUAACACAGGCAAAAACACCACUAUUGAUAUAAAGGCCGGAAUGAUGGGUCCACCACCGCCCACCCUUGGACUCAGUCCCAUGGAUACGCCCAGACUCCAGACAUGGGAAUCAACGCUGGAGCGUUCGAUUCGUUCGAUUGUGUCGAUUACUGCUAAUCAUGUCAGGAGUUUUGAUACGGAAACAUCUGGCGCCUAUUCCGCUACGGGGUUCCUCGUUGAUGCAAAGCGCGGCAUUAUCCUCACCAACCGCCAUGUGGUUUCACCCGCUCCUAUCCUUGCUCUCGCUAUCCUAUCCAAUUAUGAGGAAGUUGAACUCAAACCGAUCUACCGCGAUCCCGUCCAUGAUUUUGGUUUUAUGCAGUUUGAUAUUACCAAAGUCCGAUUCAUGCAGCUAGAAGAAAUUCCGCUCAGCCCCGAGCGUGCCCGUGUUGGCCUGGAAAUCCGUGUGGUGGGGAAUGAUGCUGGUGAAAAGCUUUCCAUUUUAGCAGGAACUCUGGCUCGUCUGGAUCGACCAGCACCUGAUUAUGGUCAAGGAGAAUACAAUGAUUUCAACACAUUUUAUCUUCAGGCUGCUUCUUCAACCAGUGGUGGGUCCUCAGGAAGUCCUGUCCUUGACAUUGAAGGCCAUGCUGUGGCAUUAAAUGCUGGAGGUGCCAGCAAAGCUUCAGCUUCUUAUUACUUGCCUUUGGACAGAGUCAAGCGUGCACUCAAGUUCAUUCAGGAAGGACAGCAAGUACCUCGUGGUACUUUACAGACAGAUUUUGAGUAUUUCCCAUAUGAUGAGCUGCGGCGCCUGGGUCUCAAGAUUUCAAUGGAAAAACAGAUCCGACAGCACUUCCCUAACGAGACUGGAAUGUUGGUCGUCAAGACCGUGUUACCCAAAGGUCCUGCGGCAGAUCAUCUCAUCCCUGGAGACAUUGUGAUUAAAUGCAAUGAUGAGCCUAUUGCCAACUUUAUUCAACUCUUCUCCGUGAUUGAUGACUCUGUGGGUCAAAAGAUCACACUCACUGUUGUGCGUGGAUCCAACUCUCAGCUGCUGACUUUCACCUUAACAGUUCAGGAUUUGCAUUCGAUCACGCCUGAUCGUUUCGUGGAGGUCGGAGGUGGUGUUGUGAACGAAUUAUCUUAUCAGCUAGCUCAUUCAUAUGGUCAGCCAUGUGGAGGAGUUUACGUGGCGACUUCGGGUCAUAUGUUGGCUUCUGCCAGCGCAUGGCGUAAGAGUGUUAUUGUUGCAGUCAACAACAUCCCAACGCCUAAUCUGGAUGCAUUUAUUCAUGCUAUUUCAACUUUGCCUGAUGGUGCUCGUGUCCCGAUUCGAUUCUAUACUUUGCAAAAGGCCUUCAAAGAGAAGAUCAUGAUUAUGCAUGUGGAUCGUCACUGGCACAAGUGUCGCGUUGCUGUGCGUAAUGACAAGACUGGUCUCUGGGACUUUACGGAUUUGCCUCCUCCCCCGCCAUCUCCACCAUAUGCUCCAGCAACAGCCAUUUAUCCUACUAUUAACCCUGCACUGCAUCCUGCACCAGUCUUGAUGCCAUCCUUUGUCGCCAUUGAUUUCCAUCUUCCCUUCUUGGUCGACGGCAUGAAAGCGACUCAGUUCUAUGGUACUGGUUUGGUUGUUUCUACAAAUCCACCUUUGGUGGUCUGUGACCGUGACACGAUCCCUAUCUCAAUUGGCGAUAUCUUUAUUACAUUUGCCAACAGUGUGAUUAUCCCAGGUCGCCUGGUUUAUUUGCACCCACAUUACAACUUUGUGGUCUUGACCUAUGAUGCAGCGUUGCUGGCAGAUACCCCUGUGCGACCUGCGACAUUCAGUGAUAAGCCUCUGAUGCAGGGUGAUGAAUGCUAUCUAGUCGGAGUUGGCACCGAUCAGUCACCAGUUAUCAAGAAGACUACGGUCUCGAACGUCGGAAACAUUGGUACGCGCGAAUGCUCACCGCCUCGUUGGCGUGCUAUGAACGUCGAGGGUAUCAAGAUUGAUGACCCUAUCGGUACUCAGGGAGGUGUCCUCUGUAACAAUGAGGGUAAAGUCCAGGCUCUAUGGGUGAAUUAUUCGUCUCAAGAUGACAAAGGAAACGAUAUCACAUUCAUGUCUGGCUUGGACAUUGCAAGUGUUAAGACAGUGAUUGAACCUUUUAUGAGAGGCGAAUAUCCAAAGUUGCGAGCUUUGGAUGUUGAGUUCUGGACGAUGCGUAUUGCAGCAGCCCGUUCCCUGGGACUCACAGAUGCAUGGGUUCAGAGAAUUGAGAGCGAUCCGAACUCGAAGCACUCAUUGCUUUAUGUGUUGAGCCUGCUGGACACAAGUACACCCUGCAGCCAGAUGUUGAAGGUUGGAGACAUUGUCCUGGAACUCGGGGGCAAAGUUGCAACUGGUAUGAAGGAUCUGGAGCGCGCUCGAAACGUGGACUCUGUUCAGAUGACUGUGCUCCGUGAAGGCAAGGUGCUCAAUUUAACAGUUCCAACGGUCCCGUUGAUGGGCACAGACACGAAUCGUAUCAUUUCUUGGGCUGGUGCAUUGAUUCAGAUGCCCUAUAAGGCAGUCCUUGAGCAAGUGUCAAACGCUCCCACGGGUGUGUAUGUGUCCUGCACACUUUAUGGUUCUCCAGCGUCGACGGCCCUGCGGCCAGGGGUUUGGAUUACAGAGGUGGAUGGCAUGCCUGUUGCAAAUCUGGAUGAGUUUUUGGAUGCGGUUCAUCAUCAUGAGAAAAAGGUUGUUCGAUCUCGACAGGGUAGUGUCUGUGAAGUUGGGCUCAAGCGUUUGUCAUUAAACCUCAAGAAGAUGACGCAGCAACAUCCUCUAUCUACUCAUUCCGAAGGCACUCAGGGUCAUUCAGCUACAAAUGUCCUUGGCGGUAACGCUCCUGCUCCGCCUUCCGUUACUGGUGUAACUGCUGCCCUCAAUGGUCUUGGCCUCGGUAUUCUGAACUCUGAGUUGGGCUCUUCUAACCCUGAUGGAAUACAUCCAAUGGACCUUGGAGGCUCAUCAGGCAGCUUUGGAGAGGCUCAUUUGUUGGAUGAGGAUGAGGCGGAAGAACCGUCUCCUACAAUGGUACAAGGGGACGAUGCAGCACAAUCUCAGGGUUAUGUGCGUAUCAAGAUCCAGGCGCGCAAUGGCACGGUAUCUGUGAUUGCCAUGAAACUAGAUCCUAUCUAUUGGAGUACCACUCAAUUGUUACCAGAUCCUGACAGUGUCAGUGGUUGGAAGUUGUGCGAUGUCAUCUAAAGGAAAGAAUAGCCCCAUAUUUAUAUAUUUUGUUUUUUGUUUAUAAACUUUUGG
Molecule: messenger RNA, 4039 nt
Organism: Lobosporangium transversale
Lineage: Eukaryota; Fungi; Mortierellomycota; Mortierellomycetes; Mortierellales; Mortierellaceae
Product: trypsin-like cysteine/serine peptidase domain-containing protein
Exons: 4
Coding region: 293-3985 (1230 amino acids)
Biological process (GO): proteolysis
Molecular function (GO): serine-type endopeptidase activity; protein binding
Source: RefSeq, a predicted model, not a curated record